GCGGGGCCUGGUGUCAUGGCUGCUCCCUGUUCGGACCGACUCUUCGCGAGGUGUUGACCAUGUCCAAGGAGCAGGUGACUAUCAGUGAGCUCCUGCUCUCAUUGGACAGUUCCGAGCUGCAGGAGGCGGAGCAGGUGAGAGCGACAGUCAACCAGCAGCUGAGCUCAGACAGAGGGGGUGCGGUUCUCUCCUCCCUGGUGGAGCACUACCUGGACUCCUCCUCGUCCCAGGCCGUUCUCCUCCUGUCGACCAUCAGAGAAGCUCAUCACAAGCUGCUGCUGGAGAAGCUCCACGAGUCUCUGAACAGACCUGCAACCAGAUUGGCUGCUCUGACUCUGCUGGGUCACCUGAUCCGCAAGCAGCCGCCAUGGGUUCAUCACAUCAGCCGCUCCCCCCUGCUGCCGUCCCUGCUGCGCUACCUCAAGACGGACAGCGAUGUGGCCGUUCUCAUCACUGCGGUCCUGGUCCUCAUCACUCUGUUACCCAUGAUCCCUCAGGCCGGGAAACAGCACAUCUACGACUUCUUCGAUGUUUUCGGACGCCUUGCAUCCUGGAGUUAUAAAAACCCUGGUCUUGUGCCUGUGGUUCACCUGGUCCACCUCCAUGCAGGCGUGUACUCACUGUUCCACCGUCUGUACGGGAUGUUCCCCUGUAACUUCAUCUCCUACCUGAGGCUCCACUACAGCAUGAAGGAGAACCUGGACACCUUCCAGGAAAUCGUCAAGCCGAUGCUGGAACAUGUAAGGGUUCACCCUGAGUUGGUCACAGGGACUCAGGACUAUGAACUGGACCCGUCCAGGUGGAGAUGUUAUGAAGUCCAUGACAUCGUGAUCGAGUGUUCCCGAGUGUCUCUGGAUCCUCUGGAGUCGUCAUGUGAGGACGACAGUUUCUCCUCCCUCAGAGACCCCCCUUCCUCACCCUCACCUCGACCCCCCCCUCUGUCCUCCCCCCUCCCCCCGCUCGACCUCACCUGCAUAGAUGGCGUCAGCAGCACAGGAAGCUCAACGUGUCCGGCUCUGCCUCAGUUGACCUUUGACACUUGCAUACAGGCUGAUGAUGUCACAUGGAGCCCCUCCUCUCACUGUGGUUUGUCCACGCCCCCCCCUGAACCUGCUGCCACAGACUCCACCCACCCACCAAGCAGAACCGCAUCCUUCUCAGCUGUGGAAUGUCCCCCGUCUCCCUCCGUCCCUGUGACAUCACUGAGCCAAUCCAACCAGGACGGGGGUCUGACUCCUCGUGACCACCACCAGGUGAAGCAGCAGCCAAUCCCAGAGCUGGAGAGGUCAUCCAGUCAGCCAGUCACAGAGAAGGAGGAGAGAGCUCGAAGUGAUGUCAUCAACAGCAGCGGAGACUCCACCCCCCCUCAGCACGUCCUCCUCACCUCUACCCCCAGCUGUGGCCAGUCAGACUCCUCCCUCCCCCGUCCUCCCCCCUCCAUCUCACUCUGCUUCACCCCACCAACCAGGUCAGAGGAGGGAGGCCUCUUCGAUCAGAGUCCCGCCUUCCCAUACGAACCCCUGUUUGAGCUGGCUCUGCCUCGAGCCGCACAACUCUUCAUCGGGAGGAAGACUCUGGAGGCGCUGGAGAGAGCAGCAGGUCAGCAGGAGACGGGGGGAGGUGGGGGAGGAGUGGAGGGAGAGGACAGGAAGCAGGAUCUGACCUCCGUCUCCCCUCUGGAGGCUCUGGACCAGCUGAUCAUCCACGGACGCGACGCCCAUGAACGCCUGAGCAGUAGGUUGUCAGCUGUCAGUAGGUCGGUGGAUCGAAGUCAUUUUGGAGGUAAACAGCAAAGCAUGAAAACCAAAGGUGCGGUCGUGGGGGAGGAGCUUCAGUCGCUGAGGAGUCAGUUGUUGCUGAUCCACAGUCAGCUUCAGUACGAACGUUUCAAACGGCAGCAGCACGCCAUCAGAAACCGCCGCCUGCUGCGCAGAGUCAUUAGCUCGACUGCGCUGGAGGAGCAGAGUAUCGCCAUGAGGGCUCAGCUGGGCGUUCAGGACGAGGAGAUUCGUUCUAUGAAGUUGAGUCUUGAGGAAGAACAGAGACGUUCUACACAACUGCAGCAGGACACACACACACACACCAACCAGCUGAACACACAGAUCCAACAACUGCUGCUGCAGCAAAAGGACGAGCAGACACACAACCAGAGGCUACAGAGCGACCUUCAGGAGUGUCAGAGCAGGCUGAGAAUUGUGGAGGCGGAGCUUCAGAGUGCCAAUAACAAGGCCUACAAUUCUGAGCAUCAGCUGACCCAGCUGUCACUCAAGUUGAGCAGCAGUGAACAGUUGCAGCAGCAGAUCUUCUUGAUGAACCAGCAGCUCGUCCUCCUCAGAGAAACUAACAGAGCUCUGACCAAUCAGCUGGAGGGAGGAGGGGCCGGCCGUUUGACCGAGGCGUCCAUGCUGCAGUGCAGUGUGGGUAAAGAGUGCCAGCGCCUGAGGGACAGCGAUGUCCAGCAGAGACAGAAGCUGGAGGCAGCCAAUCACAGGAUCGUGGAGCUUGAGAACCAGCUGACCAGGAAAGAUCAGUUGAUCCAGGAUCAGAAGAAACUCCUGGAGGACACCAAGGCCCAGAGCAGAGCGGAGUUGUCGGCCUGUGACAGUCGCUGCCUUGCUCUGCAGCGAGUCAGUCAGAACCUGCAGACUGAGAUGCUCCAGCUCUACAGUCAGAUCCACCUGGAGACUCACAGUCGCCCUCAGGACGUCUGCGGCAGGCCCAAUGGCGGCAGUGUUGCUUUACCUGUUGCUCAGAGCAGCCUCAGGCCCCGCCCCUCCUCUUCUUCUGUUGGUAUAAUAAAUGGAGUGGUGUCCACCUCCCCCCUGCACCUCCCGUCCUUCUCCUCCUCCCCCCUCUCCCUGUCCCCCAUCGAGUCCCCCCUGGCCGUCGGAUCGUUCCUGGAGCAGCGAGCGCGGCAGCUGUUCGGACCGACCAAUCACAGCCCGGAGGAGGAGCUGGAGGAGGAGCUGGAGGAUGAGGAGGUUCAGUCGGAGACCCUUCUUCUGGAUCCUGAGGUGGAGGAGGCCACCUUCCUCUCAGAGAACCCUCAGAUGGCGCCUCCAAGCCUGGCUGCAGCUCACAGCUUCACCGCCUUCAAACCCGCGGCGCUCCCCCCAGGUCCUGCCCCCCCCGCAGACCUGACCCUCGCUGUCCGCCAGAGGAGACACGAGCUGAGCAUCAUGGACUACGACGAGACGCUGCCAGAGUACUGACAGCACUGGAGGCCGUCCUCAGAUCAGCAGCUGACCUGCUGACUGGUCUGUUUUCACAUCUGCCUUAAAAACACUGCGUGUCACUUCCUGUUCCUGUUCGCUGGAUAAAACCAUCGCGGUGAAUGAAUUGCAAAGCUAGCUCGAAUGCUAACCAGCCAAUAAGCUGACAGAGAUUACAGAGAAUCAGUCGGAGUUUAACCUCCAGAGCACAAAUGAAACGACAAACUCACUGAUUCUAUUGAAAUGAACCGAUAAAUGUUAUAAAUCUCAGUCCAACUAAAGAACUCAAGCUAAGAUAGAAAUCAGAGAGAAACUUAUUCAACAACUGUAGAUUGUUCCGCUGAUGCAACAUGAGCUUGUCAGCUAAGUGGCUUUUAGUUCAAACUAAUCAAAGAGCAGGUUGAUGGAUGUUAAUUUAACAGAAGAAUAGAGAAAUAAGUUAAUGUUAGAAAAAAAUGUAUGAUGAAAGAAUCUUUAACUCCGAUUUAAGAAUAUAUCCAGAUUGUGUCAAAAUAUAAAACGAGUUUUAAAGAGACAUUCAAUUGAACUGUAAAAUCUUAAAAACUAAAUAACUGUCAGAGCAACUAAAUACAACAAAACAAAUCACAUCAGUAAUUUAAUCUGAUGUUUAAAGUCUCACAGCUAACAUUAGCGUGCUAAUAUUUCCCCUCAGCACAUUGACUUGUGAAUGAACUCAUGCUCUGAUGCUGUUCCUGAGUCUGAACGUUGGAUCUUUAGAGUUUUGUUUUUGUUGUCAGGAAACAAUUAAUUAAACCAAAAAUAAGGGAAGAAGGUGGAGGUUUGUUUGAAUGAGUUUAAGGGGAAGCUAGCAGUAGCUGUGCUAAUGAUCCAGCGUCAUCUGCAACAUUAACCUGCCUUCCUGUCACAAACAUCAGAUUUCUCUGCAGCUGCAACAGCUGCAUCAAAACACUAUCAACCUUUUACACCAAAAUUAGUGGUUAUAUAUUUCAGGGAAAAAAAACCUCACGCGUUGCCACGAAUCAGGCUUGACUUCCUGUCUGGACUGACGCUGAGCUGCUCAGUGACGUCUCCUCUGGUCGGUCCGAUCUGAACCUCAGCAGGACUGCUCUAGCUAGAUAUUUAACAUAGAUAGCAUCAUUAGCACAGCCAGGAUGUGCUGUGUAGACGAAGGUGGAUGUGGUGUAACAGCAGCGUGUUCACAGUUCUCAGUGGAAACUGACCAAAGAUCUCCGUGUUCGACCGAGGAGUGAGGACCGUGUGACACGGCGUGAAAUCACACAAAUAACUUCAACAACGAUAAUGAUGAAAACAAGCUGCAGCAUCUGAAAUAUUAUUAAUGUUAGUUUCAUGCUCACUGACAGCACUGUCCACAGUUGAUCAUGGAGGUCCUCAGGGUUCUAUGCUUGGUCUGUUAUAGUAUUUCCUAUAUACAGAUGUAGCAGCAGACAUUCAUAAACAUAAUUAAAAGUUAAAAUGGAUAAAAACACCAGCGCCCGUGUGAUCGAGGCGCCGUUAUUCAUUGUUAAACUUUUGGUCUGGACGUUGAAGAAACGGUUUGGAGGUUUAUUUUGAAAGAGACCCUUUUGCUGUCAGUCUGUGGGGAGACUCAGCUGCAGCUGAACUGAUGCAAUACAAAUUCUGCUUGAUUUUCUUUAUCCACAUGUGUGUGUUUGUUAAACAGAAAAGGGAAAAUGUUGAUCAUCAAAUCUCCAGCAAGGUAUUUCACAAAGUGAUCCCACUUGUCACAGGCAGGCGGAGUCACGCGCUCUCUGCUUGACCAGUUCUAAUGUUUAAAUAACACUUUGCUUCUUCUUCAUAUCCAGCAACAUUUACAGCCAUAAGAGGAAACUGUGACAGGCCGCUCAGGUUCAGGUACAGGACGCGUUCAUUCCAGUUGAACUGCUGCUUCCAGCCUUUAUGCUAAGCUAGGCUAGCUGUCUCAGAUCCUGUGUGAAGCUACAGCGUUUUCUGAUUCUGUGUGAUGUUGAUCUCAAAUUAUCGGGUGUAACAUCGGAACGUGUUGGAACCGUGAUCUCCUUCAUGUAAUGUGAACAUGUGACGCUGAUCUUCACCACCACAAGCAAGAGAAGGGAAACUGGUCCUUCAAAGUAAAGGCUGUGUUCAUCGUCAUGACAACAAACGGAUGAAUUAUCUGAUUAUCUUUCUUUUUCUGCAGUGUUGUUUUCACCUGAGAAACACAGGGGGCGCUGUUCUGUGUCAUCACCAGCUGGAAUAGACAAAUAUGAAACUGUGAACACUAAAAUAAAGAUUUAUUCAUAA
Messenger RNA from Limanda limanda (common dab), 5474 nucleotides. It is a transcript of the gene tsc1a, whose product is annotated as TSC complex subunit 1a. The transcript is spliced from 22 exons. Gene Ontology annotation, biological process: negative regulation of cell population proliferation; negative regulation of TOR signaling; regulation of cell cycle. The record is from RefSeq and is a predicted model, not a curated record. NCBI's taxonomy places the organism in Eukaryota, Metazoa, Chordata, Actinopteri, Pleuronectiformes, Pleuronectidae. Bases 60 to 3212 code for a protein of 1050 amino acids. Gene Ontology annotation, cellular component: TSC1-TSC2 complex.